This is a messenger RNA of Sander lucioperca (pikeperch), 2839 nucleotides long. Its product is annotated as high-affinity choline transporter 1-like. NCBI's taxonomy places the organism in Eukaryota, Metazoa, Chordata, Actinopteri, Perciformes, Percidae. The coding region runs from base 149 to 1909 and encodes 586 amino acids. The record is from RefSeq and is a predicted model, not a curated record. The transcript has 10 exons. Gene Ontology annotation, cellular component: plasma membrane. Gene Ontology annotation, biological process: choline transport; transmembrane transport; acetylcholine biosynthetic process. Gene Ontology annotation, molecular function: choline:sodium symporter activity.
CCUAGUCGGCACGGUUUAUGGGGAAGCAGCAAGAUAUAAAAGUCAUUGUAGGGCUAUCAAGUGUCUACUCAAAACUCACCCCUCUCCGUUUAAGAAGGGGACGAUUAACCAGACAGGCAGAGACAGACAGAUAGAAAGACAGUGCUGGAUGAAUCAAUCCAUGCUCGUUCCUUCCCAUAGACAGGCGACAGACGCUCAGCACACUGAGAGUCAGUCAGUCAGUCAUUGCACGAUGAGCUUGAACGUCCCAGGAUUGGUAGUGAUGGUGCUCUUCUACCUGCUGGUGCUGGGCACCGGCAUCUGGGCCUCCAUGAAGUCCAGGCGGCUGCAGAAGAGCAUGCAGGCAGACCGGACAGAGAUCACCCUGCUGGGCAACAGAGGGAUCAGCAUGGCGGUGGGAGUCUUCACCAUGACAGCUACAUUUGUUGGAGGGGGCUUCAUCGUUGGUAUGACAGAGGCAGUGUACACUCCAACCAUGGGUCUGACCUGGGCUGUCAUACCAGUAACAGCAGCCAUGUCUUUCAUUGUUGGUGGACUUUUCUUCGCCAAGACAAUGAGAGACAAAAAAUAUGUAACGAUGAUGGACCCGUUCCAGAUCAAGUAUGGAAAUGCAAUAAGUGGAGUUCUGUCUGUGGCACUACUGAUAUCUGAUAUAAUCUGGGUUACAGGGACUCUAAUUGGCUUAGGUGCAACAAUGAGUGUGAUCCUGGAUUUGCCCUAUACUGUUUGCAUUUGGCUCUCUGCCGCAGUAGCCAUCAUCUACACACUUCUGGGAGGCCUCUACUCUGUAGCCUACACCGACAUCAUACAGCUAACCCUCAUAUUCUUCAGUUUGUGGUUAUGUGUCCCCUUCAUCCUUAUGAAUGCCCAUUCAGCUGACAUCACCAAGACUGCUUUCAACUUCACCUACCAGGCCCCCUGGAUUGGUUCAGUGGAUAAGGAAAGAGCAUGGAGGUGGAUUGAUAAUUUCUUGUUAUUGGCGUUUGGUAACCUUGGAUAUCAGGACUUCCACCAGAGGACCCUGUCAGCUGCCUCAUCAGCCACAGCCAGGAUCACCUGCUUUAUUGCAGCUCCCCUCAUCCUCAUACUCGGAAUCCCAUCCGUGUUGAUUGGAGCAGUCGCAGCAUCAACAGACUGGAACACGACUGUGUAUGGCUCCCCGUCCCCAUACGAGCGUGGAGAGGCCGGUCUGGUUCUGCCCAUUGCUCUGCAGCACCUCACACCACACUACAUCUCCAUCAUUGGUAUUGGAGCUAUAGCUGCUGCCGUGAUGUCAUCAACGGACUCGGCUUUAUUGUCAGCCGCCUCCAUCUUCACAUCCAACAUCUAUAAGAACAUCCUCAGGAACGAGGCAUCAGAAAGGGAGCUCCAGUGGGUAAUCCGUGCCACUGUGGUGUUGGUGGGCUUGGCUGGUACAGCGCUCACCUUCCUACACAACAGCAUUAUGGUUUUCUGGAUCCUGGGCUCAGGCAUAACCUACACCAUCAUGUUCCCUCAACUCGUCUGCGUCCUCUUCUUUAACAUCUCCAAUGGCUACGGCUCCGUCAUGGGCUUGCUAGUAGGAGUAUUACUGAGAGUGCUGAGCGGCGACCCAUCGAUAGGGUUGCCUAUUGUUCUCCACUUUCCAGAUUGCACUCUUGAGGAUGGCAUAUAUGUCCAGCACUCUCCUGUUCAGACGAUCUGCAUGUUGUCCAACAUGUUUGCCACUUUGUUGUUCUCCUCCCUGGCCUCACUGCUCUUCAAUAAAGGACUGAUUCCUGAGAGGUGGGACGUAUUUAAAGUGAAAACCCACAAACCAACCCAGAACUUAAUGCUAAUGAGCAAUGGUACCACCAAAACAGAUGAGGAGGAGAAAACUGAAGAUCAGAAUGAGACUGAAUUAAUGUUUACUACAAAUCAGCAGGAUUGAAAGAAAAAUGGUUUAAUGGGAUGCUAACGUGUUUUGUAUGGUGAUAUUUUAUCAUGUCUCUAUUUUUAUACCAAAUACUUUUCUCUUUGUAAAAUGAUAAUCUUGGUGACAGGGUGGUGUAAGAAUUAAUCUCUUGCAACAAGUGCAUGUGUAGUGAAUUUAUAAUACUUGCUUUGGCAAUGGUAGAAAGUAACUAAGUAUAUUUACUCAAGUCCUGUACUUAGGUACAAUUUUGAAGUACUUGUUCUUUAAUUGAGUAUUUCUAUUUUCUGUUAUACUUCUACUCCACUAUACUUCAGAGGGUGAUAUUGUACUUUUUACUCAAUUUCAUUUAUUUAAUAAUACAAAAUAUAAUUAACAAAUACUGUACAUAAUUAUGUUUUAAUAUAAGUUAAGAUUAGACUUUAUUGAUUCCGAUGGUAAAUUUACAAGCUAACACGCAGCAUAUAAAGUAAUUACAAUUACCAAUUACCAACUGCAGCAUUAACCUGAUGCCACAAUGCAUCAAUUAUAGAAUCCAAUAAUAAAACAUGCAUUGUUCUGAAAUGGGCCACUCUGCAUGUCGAUGACUUACUUUUGGUUACUUUCUGUAUAUCCUGUUGCCAAUACUUUUUUACUUAAGAAACAUUUUAAAUACAGGUCUUUUACCUGUAACAGUAUUUCCAGAGUGUGGUAUUGCUACUUUUAUUUUAGUAAGAUAUUUGAUUAUUUCUUCCACCACUGUGCUUUGAUGUAAUUUCUAUUUCAGUGGGGUUUGAUUAAAUGAGCCUGUUUACUUUUGUUACUGGGACAUGAUACUGGUGUGAUUUUAUGUUGAACUACAAUUAAUAAAUGCCCUAAUAAGAUAAAUAAAUUAAAAUGUGAAACUUCCUAUAAAUAUACAGUCAAAUAUGGGAUGAAUGCAAUUGUUGGAUAAAUCUAUAGACCAUA